This is a messenger RNA of Archocentrus centrarchus (flier cichlid), 3866 nucleotides long. It is a transcript of the gene kitb, whose product is annotated as KIT proto-oncogene, receptor tyrosine kinase b. Gene Ontology annotation, cellular component: signaling receptor complex; plasma membrane. Gene Ontology annotation, molecular function: ATP binding; transmembrane receptor protein tyrosine kinase activity; cytokine binding. Lineage: Eukaryota; Metazoa; Chordata; Actinopteri; Cichliformes; Cichlidae. The coding region runs from base 57 to 2924 and encodes 955 amino acids. The record is from RefSeq and is a predicted model, not a curated record. The transcript has 21 exons. Gene Ontology annotation, biological process: positive regulation of receptor signaling pathway via JAK-STAT; positive regulation of cell migration; multicellular organism development.
CCUGACUGCGCUGGAAACGCAUGGAGUAGAGUGAAAGGCUUCAAAAUCACCCAACAAUGAGGUUCCGCUGGGCUCUUUGUGCCUCAUAUUUAAUUUUGCUGCCUCUAACCGUGUGGUCAGAGCCACUCAUCUCCCCCAGUGGGCCUCAUAUCAUAGUUCCCAAGAGGGGGAAGCUAGAGCUGCGCUGCUAUGACAAUGCCACAACAUCUAGCACCCCGCCCAGGUUAAGGUGGUACAGGGACAAAUCUCGCAAGCUGGAUGGAGAGGUGCAGGAGGGCAAUGUGGCUUUCAUCAAGCUGUCAGCAGUGCAGCUAAACCACAUGGGUCGUUAUAUAUGUGUGAACAACGUCACACUGGAACAGAGCUCCAUCUACGUAUUUGUGAAAGACCCUGAUAAUGCUUUCCUGCAUAUUAUGGUAAACAACAAACUGGUGCGAGAAGGUGAUAGCUGCACCAUUCCUUGCCUUGUUACUGACCCCGAGGUCACCCACCUGGGCUUGGAGACCUGUGAUACACAACCUCUGCCCUCUGGUAUGAGUUAUCAGAGUGACAUCCAGGAAGGCAUCACCAUCAACAACAUUCAGAGGGAAUACGAUGGCUGCUACAUAUGUGUGGGUCUUCUUCGUGGAGUCAAAGUGAUGUCAAGCAAAUAUACUCUGGAAGUACGACUUGUGCCAGAGUUACGCCCAGUGAUCACAGUGUCCCAGAAAGACACCGUCAUCUUGAGGACAGGGGAACAGUUUGAGCUUACCUGCAGCUCCUCCAAUGUCAACGCAGACGUCACUCUCAAGUGGGAUUUCCCAUCAACAGCGCAUCCUUAUGAAACCCAAACCUCACACAUCCUGUCUACGGGUUAUGGUUAUGAGCGUGCCACCUCACUCUUGAUCCCAGCUGUCAACCAGUCAGACUCAGGCAUUUACCGCUGCCAUGCUAACAACGAAAAAGGCCACAGUGAUGAAGCAGUUCAGCUGAAAGUUUAUGAUCAAGGUUUCAUUAAAAUGUUUGUAAGUCAAAGUCCAGUCCAGGAAGAGGUUAAAGAGGGGGAGAGCCUGAGCCUAAGAAUUGAAUUUGAUGCCUAUCCUGCACCGAGCUUUGUGUCCUGGUCUUACAAUGGCAAGCUUCUCCACAACACCACAGAGCACGUAAUCACCAUCCAUCAACAGAAAUACAGAUACAGCAGUGAGUUGAAACUAGUGAGGGUUCUUGGCUCCGAGGGUGGGAUCUAUAACUUCUCAGCCAGUCAUGAAGAUGCAUCUGUUCAUCAUUCAUUUCAUGUCUACGUCAACAGUAAGCCUGUCAUUACUGCUCAGGAAGGGCCUGUUGAUGGACAGGUACGGUGCAUUGCUGCAGGUUACCCAGUCCCUAAGAUCAGCUGGUACUUCUGUGAGCUGCCCCACACAAGGUGCUCACAACUGCCCAAUGCUACCCAAUUGGAGACCCCUGAGGUCACUAUCCUUUCAGAGUCAACCUUUGGUAGGAGUGAGGUGGAAAGCCGACUGAACGUCACCAAAGAGUUCUCUCAGUACCACACCCUGGAGUGUGUUGCUUCUACAGAGGAAGCAGAGGCCUACACGCUGUUCUCCAUCAGUGAGCGUGUCAUCCCCCAUAAACUCUUCACGCCUCUUCUAACUGGCAUGGUGGCUACUGGGGUCUUACUCAGCCUUGUUUUAGUGGUGCUGCUCUAUAAGUACAUGCAGAAACCAAAGUUCCAAAUUCAGUGGAAGGUCAUUGAGAGUAUUCAUGGAAACAACCACAUAUAUAUUGACCCCACCCAGCUGCCAUAUGACUCCAAAUGGGAGUUCCCCAGGCAGAAGCUACGCUUUGGUAAAACCCUGGGCUCUGGGGCAUUUGGAAAGGUAGUGAGGGCCACAGCAUAUGGACUGUGUUCUGCAGACGCUGUCACAACCGUCGCUGUUAAGAUGCUGAAGCCCAACGCUCAUUCCACGGAGAAGGAGGCGCUGAUGUCUGAGCUGAAGGUCCUCAUUUACCUUGGAAACCACGUUAACAUCGUUAACCUGCUGGGAGCCUGCACCGUCGGAGGACCAAUUUUGGUAAUCACAGAAUACUGUUGCUAUGGGGACCUCCUCAACUUCCUGCGAAGAAAAAAAGAGUCCUUCCUAAACUCCCGAGUUGAGGAUGGUUACUAUCGCAACGUCUCGAACCCAACAGAGUCCACAAGCAGUGAAGCUACUGGUACAGGAUAUAUGCCCAUGCGUCCCUCUGAGAAAGAAAGAUCCUCUGAGUCAGAUGACAUCGAUGACCUGUCCUUGGACGCUGAAGAUCUCCUCAGCUUUUCCUACCAGGUGGCCAAAGGAAUGGAGUACAUUACUUCCAGGAAUUGCAUCCACAGGGAUCUUGCAGCUAGAAACAUUCUGCUGACUCACGGCAGGGUGGCAAAGAUCUGUGACUUUGGCUUGGCUCGAGACAUCACCACUGACGCCAGUUAUGUGCUCCGCGGUAACGCUCGUCUGCCGGUCAAGUGGAUGUCACCUGAGAGUAUUUUUGACUGUGUCUAUACGAUUGAGAGUGACGUGUGGUCCUACGGCAUCCUGCUCUGGGAAAUCUUCUCUCUUGGUAACAGCCCGUACCCUGGGAUGCAGGUGGGAUCCGCAUUUUAUAGGAUGAUUCAGGAAGGCCACAGGAUGAGCAGGCCUGAGUUUGCCCCCAUUGAGAUGUAUGACAUGAUGCUGUCCUGCUGGAACCAUGACCCUCUGAAAAGGCCAUCCUUCAAAAAAUUGGUGGAGAGAACCGAACUGUUGCUGUCAGAAAAUACCAAGAAUGUGUACCUGACACUGAGUAAUACUUCAGGUCCUCCAGAGCAGCAGAGGGUGCCAUCACGGAGGCUGAGCUCAGUCUGCAGCACAACAGCCCCCAACCAACCUUUACUGCAGAACACAGCUGACGUCUUCCUUGACUAUGUCUAACACACUAAUUAAAACACUGCUAUGGACACAUACAUAACCCACCACCUUCCUGAUCAUUGUUACCUUCUACCACACAAACUACACUCCACUCUACUACUACUAACAGCUGAUCAGUUUAAACUAAGUCUCAAAUGCUGGCCUUCCUGCAUCUUCCAAACAUACACACACAUCAUACACACAUAUAGAUGUUGUACAUAUUCAGGCCUGCACUUGGCUCUCAGCCUCUAUCUACUCUUCCCCUUGGCAUAUCGAUUACUGUGGUAGGUAUUUCAGGUGCACAUCUAAAUAAAGCAGACCUCAGCACUAACAGGCCAUCAGAUACAUCACCCAUCAGCAGUGGGAAGAGUCUUGGCUCACAUUCAGCCUUAGAUUACAUCUUAGGAUGCUUUGGGGAAAACAAAGGCUACCAAUACAUGUACAUAUCUGCACAGGGGAGAUGAUACUGGACUGAUAAAUAAAUAAGCAGAAUUGAUGCUGUGAUUAGAAGAUGUUUUUGUGUUAUACGCUGCUCAAAAAAAUGAAAGGAACACUUUUUAAUCAGAGUAUAGCAUCAAGUCAACUAAACCUCUGGGAUAUUGACUGGGAUCUGACCAAACAGACUUCAUGAGAGUGGCCUGAGGACCCAAUGCCCUCUAGUGGGCCCUGAGCUCACUGCUCGGUGCCCUGCAGCCUAAUUGGCAUUUGCCAUAGAAUAUCAGAAUUGGCAGGUGUACCACUGGUGUCCUGAGAGAUGAGACAGAUGAGAGCAGGUUCACCCUGAGCACAUGUGACAGAUGUGAAAGGGCCUGGAGAAGCUGUAGAGAACGUUAUGCAGCCUGUAACACUGUUCAGCAUGACCAGUUUGGUGGCGGGUCAGUGAUGGUCUGGGGAGGCAUGUCCAUGGAGGGAUACACAGACCUCUACAGGCUAGGCACCAUGACUGCCAUUAGGUAUCCGGGUGAA